Drosophila subpulchrella is the source of this 1528-nucleotide messenger RNA. Its product is annotated as serine-rich adhesin for platelets. The coding region runs from base 135 to 1124 and encodes 329 amino acids. The transcript is spliced from 2 exons. The record is from RefSeq and is a predicted model, not a curated record. NCBI's taxonomy places the organism in Eukaryota, Metazoa, Arthropoda, Insecta, Diptera, Drosophilidae.
AACUUUCAGUCGGCCGUUCGGCGGGCGCCGGAAAACUUUAAAAAGUCGCCGGCCACUGGGCCGUAAACUUAUUUCCGAUCUGAGCUUGGAGCUGAACACAACCCAUCCGGACAAAAUCAGCAAUAGCAGUGGCCAUGAAGUGCACUUUGCUAACCACCUUGCUGGCAACCCUGGCGGUUUCCUCCUUGGCCGCCCCCUUCGAUUUGGGUGAUCUCUUCUCGGGCUUCCAGCCUCUGGAGAAACAGGAAGUGGUCAAGCGGCAGGUGCAGGCCAAUCCCGAUGCCGAGCUGAAGCAGAUCUCUUUCCAUGGCCUGAUCGGAGAUCUGGAGGACAGUCUGUUCCAGUCCGCGCUGAGUCUGCACCAGGCCAGUGCUCCAGGCAGCGAAGUGGAGGAGGUGAAGCCCGAGUCCCAGGCGGCAAUCGCAGAUGAUGAGGACCACGCGCUGACCAAGCGAUCAGAUGAGUCCACCCCGGCCACAGAUGCUGCCGCCACCUCCACGGACGAUGGCCUGGCCCGCAAGAUUCUGCUGCAGACCACCAGGAAGGUGCCCAACAGCGAGGAUGGUGUGCCCGCCCACCUGGUCAUCGACCAUGUCUCGGUGCAGCCACACAAUGGCGGUGCCCUGUCGCUGAUCCCCACCUUCCAGGUGCACCACACCAAGCUGAUCUCGGCCACCAUCAAGGAGGACUCGAGCAGCGACAGCAGUGAUGGCAAGCAGACCAAGAUUAGCAUCACCAAGACCUCGAUCACGUCCACGGCUCCCAUUGAGAGUGUGGAGGAGGCGGUGGCCAUUGCAGGUUCCCUGGCCACCACCGAGGAAGCCUCUACCAAGACGGAUGCGGUGACCACCACUAAGGUCGCGGAGGAGGUGACCACCACCACUACGGUGGCAGAGAAGGAGGAGACCACCACCGCCAAAGCGGCGGAGAAGGAGGAGGCGGAGAAGAGCUCAACCACCAUCCUGACCAUCGUGGGCAGCUCCACCACUUCCACUUCCACUUCCACCACCAGCACCACCACCACCGAGGAGCCCAUCGAGAAGCUGAAGAAGGACGAGGAGAAGCUCAAGGAGAAGGUGGCCGAGGUGGAGGCCGAUCCCGUCAUCCUAUCGGCUCGCGUUUAAGCCAGUCGACCUCUGAACCCUCUAGUUGUAACACCCUCAUCUCCAACUCAUCCCGCCACUCACAUAUUUAUGACACGCCAAGUUCAAUUAAAGUCAUGUGAUUCGAUUUGAUGCGAAGCUUCUUUAUUUGCAUUUCCAAUUCACACGGCCUACCCGGCGAUCUCUGCCAAAUUUGAGGCUCUAAUUGCUUGGAUAAACACAGGCCCUAAUGAAGCUAGCGGUUCAGCCAGGCAUGAACGAUUCACCCGAAACCUUCCCAGAAUCUGCGGCGGGAAAAACCUCACGGCGAUAUGCAAAUAUUUCUGUGAAUAGCAAAUAUUACAAUCUGUAUUCUCGAAGCGAGUUGCAAAGGGGAUCUUCAACUGGGUUAAUUAAAUAUUGCCAAAUUGUCGGGACCCAAACUA